AAAUUUAAAACUAAUAUGGAGCAAGCUAAUUUAAAACGGCAGUUGGCACUAAAAUAUCCUGGCUUAUAUUUUGAGCAAAAAAAAGAUAAUGCCGUAGCUCUUCGUGGAGUUGUGCAUGUAAAUUCUAAAUGGAUACGAUUGAAACUCUAUUUACCACAUUUUCCAGAGCUGCGCGACUUUCACUUGAACCUACAGGAGCACUUGGAAUAUAAGCGCUAUACAACCGAAAAUAUACAGAUCAAGACGAACUGGCAACUUGAUGAUCUGCUACUGCAUAUUGCGCAGCUUAAACCCAAAGAACCUAUUUCGGAUGAUAUUUCAAAUCAACACAAAAGUAAUAUAUACACGGAGAUACUGGAUUUGCACAAUCCGCAAGAAUAUCGCCUGCAAUUGAAUGAUAGAUUCACGAGGAUUCGCUUCUGUGGUUUUAUCGAGCAUGAGGCACAUUAUUUGGAAUUGGAGUUGCCGUCGUUGCGUUUGAUAGCACACAGCCUACCCGAGUGCAUUCAACUGGAAGAUAUUUUGGAAAGUAACUCUCACUCUCUCACCGACAUCUUGCAUCUAUAUCUCAAGCUGUUGGAGGAAUUGCGCCCGUUCUAUGACAGUUUCUCAAGUAUUGAUGAGCUGUGCGACGUGCUGCAGCCGUGCCCAAUUACAACCAAGGAUAACACACGUGUGUUUCCACUUAAAGAGCGUGUAUAUCUCAAGCUAACUAUAGCCGAUCCAUUUGCCAGCUAUGCAUCCAUGGCCGUGCAAAUCAUAGGACCCACCGAGGAGGUGGUACAUUUACGGCACGUGCUGAGCGACGGGCUCGGCAAUUGGGAUAUUGAGCUGGACAUGCACAAGAAUCUCUUGCACAUAUUCGAUAUGUGUUACUUUCCUAUGCCCGCUGAGGAUGAGCUGAAGAAAGAUAAUGACGAACAGCAGCGUUGCAAUAUUUGUUUCGAGUAUCGACUGGACAACGGCGAGGUGCCUCUUGUCUCCUGUGAUAAUUCUCGCUGUGUGCUGAAAUGCCAUGCAUCGUGUCUGAAGGAAUGGUUCGAUACGCUAGUCGAAGGCAAAACAUUUCUUGAAGUAUCCUUUGGCCAGUGUCCGUUUUGCAAAGCAAAACUCUCCACAUCCUUUGCAGUGCUGCUCAAGAACUAA
Messenger RNA from Drosophila navojoa, 1146 nucleotides. It is a transcript of the gene Fancl, whose product is annotated as E3 ubiquitin-protein ligase Fancl. NCBI's taxonomy places the organism in Eukaryota, Metazoa, Arthropoda, Insecta, Diptera, Drosophilidae. The record is from RefSeq and is a predicted model, not a curated record. Gene Ontology annotation, cellular component: nucleus; Fanconi anaemia nuclear complex. Gene Ontology annotation, molecular function: ubiquitin protein ligase activity. Gene Ontology annotation, biological process: protein monoubiquitination; interstrand cross-link repair.